This is a messenger RNA of Colossoma macropomum (tambaqui), 3230 nucleotides long. It is a transcript of the gene vwa1, whose product is annotated as von Willebrand factor A domain containing 1. The transcript is spliced from 6 exons. Bases 440 to 2020 code for a protein of 526 amino acids. Lineage: Eukaryota; Metazoa; Chordata; Actinopteri; Characiformes; Serrasalmidae. Gene Ontology annotation, molecular function: protein binding. The record is from RefSeq and is a predicted model, not a curated record.
AGAGGAGAGGAGAGGAGAGGAGGGAGCGAGGCAGAGAAAAGGGAGGGUGCCGGGCGGAUUCAGUAGCUGAGCAGUGCUCACAGUCUGUUUUUGGUUUUGCUCAAGACGAGAGGAGAAGAAAAAAAGUGAGCAGAGCUUCAGAGAAGCAGCCAGCAGUCGAGGGCUAGUCGUGAAGCAGUUAUACAGGUGUACAGCUCGGUCAUUUUGGGAGCAUUUUUUUGUUGUUUCACCCACAAAAGGAGCUCGAAAAGGCAAGAGAGGUUCACGUUAAUCCUCUACCGUGAACACCUCCAAGACUGACGGUGAGGGGGAAAAAAAACAAGUGAAAAGGCGCGAAAAAAUAAUGCUUCUUCUCUGAGGAGGACCAACUGUGUGUUUUGGGGUCGAGGACGCCUUCAUUAGGCUCGAAUAUCAGCCAAAUACCUGAAAAAGACUUCACAUGAAGGCUGUAAUGGAGUUCCGAGCAGUGCUCACGUGUGUGGUGUUGAGUUUUUACCUGCAGGCAGGAGGUUGUCAGGACGUGGACGCGGUUCCAGUUCUGAACUGCUGUGAGGGUGAUGUCUUGUUCCUGCUGGACUCUUCUGGCAGUGUGUCGUCUUUUGAUUUCUCCCACAUGCUCAGCUUCCUGUCGGAACUUGUGUUGCCUUUUUCUCUGGGGCCUGACCAGGUGAGAAUUGGGCUGCUUCAGGUUGGUACUGACCCUCAUCUGGAGUUCGGUUUUGGGGCCUACAGCACCCAGCAGGAACUACAGUCCGCACUACGGAGGACUAAACAGCUUGGAGGAGACACCAACACAGAGCAGGCUCUAGUGAUAGCUAAAGAGCGGGUGUUAAGGUCAGGCAUGCCUGGGGAAGCCAGGCCAGGACUGCCAAGAGUUCUAGUGUGGCUGACUGAUGGAGUGGAGCCUGGACACGUGCAGGGGCCAAUGGCUGAUCUGAGGGAGGACGGUGUGGCUGUGCUGGUGGUGUCCACAGGCCGAGGGAACUACCAGAUUCUGAGAGAUGUAGUGAGCCCACCUUCUGAGGAGCACUUGUACUUUGUGGACAUUGAACAUAUGGGCAUCAUUACUGAGGACCUGAGGAACGCCAUCAUUGAGAUCAUUCGUGCUGAGAGGCUGCAGGUCCGAGACAUCUCCUCUACUAGUGCGGAGUUGUACUGGAGGCCUGUGCUUGCAGGUACUGGUCACUAUGACAUCCGGUUUGGACCUGUUCGCUCAGGAAAUGUAGAAGUGGUCGGGGGAAGCCCUGGCACCAACCCUUCAACAGAGUUUGGACACUAUCAGAGAAUCGUCCGCCCUGGAGACUCCAGCUCAGCCAAGCUGACCAACCUGCGUCCAGACACCAAAUACUUAGUCACUCUACACCCUGUAUCCAACCCAGAGGUUUUCAACAGGCUAAACACCACCUUUACCACACAGCCAGUUGCACCUGUCAAACCAGAGGUGCAGAGUCCAGCUCAGGUAUCUGUGUCAGAGUCAACCAUGAACAGUGUGAGGGUCAGCUGGGGCCCCCUGCAGCCUGAUUCUGUGCAGAGCUACCAGGUCGAGUACUCUGUCCUCCCUGCAGGGAAGCUCCACGUGGUUAAAGUCAGUAACAGGCAGAACUCGACAUUGCUGACUAACCUACAGCCUGGUACACAAUACCUGGUAACUGUGAGUGCCCGCUACUUCUCUGGCAGAGAGAGAGCAAUGUCCGUCAAAGUGUGCACCGAAGAAGUGUUGCCAGCUCUAGCAGAUCUGCAGCUUACUACAGUGGGCAGUGACUCAGUGAAGGUCCAAUGGAAAGGGAGUGCUGAUGGUUUACGUGGUUACUGGGUUACGUGGGAGGGCGAACCCACGCACUCCUCGAGCCAGCGUUCCACCCUGUAUCUUCCACCCCACCUCCUCUCCACAACUCUUACUCAAGUGCCCCCCAAUGCUAGAGUCUGCGUCUCUCCCGUCUACAAAUCGGCUCGGGGAGAAGGUCUCUGCUGCACCGCGCACUUCAGCUCAGCUGCCUUGACCUGGAGCCACAGGUUGUAGCUCUGCCAAACAGAUGGAUGCAGAGAUGAAAACCUUACCACAAAUGGAAAAAGAGGAAGAAGCACUGUAAAUGCUAGAGCACUUGUCGCCCACAGAGCGGUGCUCUAAUAGCAAUACACCAACACAAACUGCACUGAAAACACUUACUGAAGUUACUCAGAACCCUAAACUACUUAGAACACAUUAUGUAUGCAUCUCAGACACAGGCGAGACUGAAGAGUUAAAAAGACACUUCUGAGGAGUAUCGAAACAGGAAUAUUGUGUAAAUAUCAUUCUGAUAGUGGGAAUUGUCUGACAUGCUGCAUAUUGUCUUAUUGCCCAGUAGGUUUUACAUGUCUGAAAAGGGAACAAUUAAGUAUUUUGAAUAGUUCAUUUUUGAUGCACACUUGGCUUACGCAAAUGCAUAUCUAACCGCUGCUUGAGAGAAAAUGGAUAUGCUGAUUUAAUUGCUGAAGUGCACAUUUAAGGUCAUUUAGCCUAUCAUUAUUCUCUCUCUGAGAUCACAAGGUUGAUGAAACUUAAGAUUUCAAGUUCUUCAUAGUUGCUUACACGAGAAUGUUACAGAUGUUUUCUGGUUGAGAAGGCCUUUAAUCGGUUUCCUGAAAAUGCUCGAGGCAUUUUCCACUGCCCACACACAACUACUUAUAGAAACAUGGGAUCGCUUUCUAAGCCUUACCAUCGCUUCUAUGAUUUUGGGAUGUGUGCAUGGUAACAUUUCUAUCCCCUCGCUGUCUACUCACUCACCCACCCCAAAUGUUUUUAAGUCUUUUACUGCCCCCUUGUGGAUUAUUACAGAACCAUUAGUGCCUUCUUGUGGAUCUUCGUCCGCACUAUGCAAGUGAUUCAAAAAACAAGUAUACUUUUGGCAUGAGGUCCACAUGAACAAUGAGAGUUCUAUGUUUUAAUUUAAAUUUGAAUAAGCUUUCUCUAAAUUGAGCACUUUCAAAUAUAUUAAUUUAAGUAAUGUCCUUAUUAAACCAGGCACCGCUUGCAAGUUAAGUCUUUGAACUUAAUGUUUGGGAAGUUGCUGACGAUUGUGCAAUACUGUCGAAGCAGCACAGCGUGAAAAGAGAAAGCAUAUGACAAGCUUGGUAUGUUAACACAAAAGGUGCCUGUAAAUACUUAAUUUAGCUGCACAAUAAUGUCUUAUAUUGUAUGAGACCCCAAACGUAACAUCUUUUAUUUUAAAUAAAUAAAUCUCCACUUCUGU